This is a messenger RNA of Salmo salar (Atlantic salmon), 1795 nucleotides long. Its product is annotated as actin-related protein 3. Lineage: Eukaryota; Metazoa; Chordata; Actinopteri; Salmoniformes; Salmonidae. The record is from RefSeq and is a predicted model, not a curated record.
AUCAGGUGAUUGCGGAAGUAACUUCACUCUGUGGGUUCAGGGUUCCGCCUCUUAACUAGCUAGCUAAAUAAAUGGUUAUCCCUCUACCCAAAACAAACGACUUUCCUUUUUAUAAGACCCAUUUGGAAUAUAGCAGCAAUUCACCAUUGCACUCUGCAGUAGAUAUUUAAGGAAACAUGGCUGGACGUCUACCGGCUUGUGUAGUUGAUUGUGGCACAGGGUACACAAAGAUUGGAUAUGCUGGAAACACAGAGCCACAGUUUAUUGUUCCUUCAUGUAUUGCCAUCAAGGAGUCGGCCAAGGUUGGAGACCAAGCCCAGCGCAGGAUGAUGAAGGGGGUGGACGAUCUGGACUUUUACAUCGGUGACGAGGCAAUAGACAAACCAAAUUAUGCAACAAAGUGGCCCAUUCGUCAUGGGAUCGUGGAAGACUGGGAUCUCAUGGAGAGGUUCAUGGAACAGGUCAUCUUCAAGUAUCUGAGGGCAGAGCCCGAGGACCACUACUUCCUCUUGACAGAGCCUCCUCUGAAUACUCCUGAAAACAGAGAGUACACAGCAGAGAUUAUGUUUGAGUCCUUCAACGUUCCAGGUCUUUACAUCGCUGUACAGGCGGUCCUGGCGCUGGCAGCCUCAUGGACCUCCAGACAAGUGGGCGAGAGGACCCUGACGGGGACGGUGAUUGAUAGCGGUGAUGGGGUCACCCACGUCAUCCCAGUGGCGGAAGGCUACGUAAUCGGUAGCUGUAUAAAGCACAUCCCCAUCGCUGGUCGAGACAUCACCUACUUCACCCAGCAGCUGCUGAGAGAGCGGGAGGUGGGCAUCCCACCAGAGCAGUCAUUGGAAACAGCCAAAGCCGUCAAGGAAAGGUUCAGUUAUGUCUGCCCUGACCUGGUGAAAGAGUUCAACAAGUACGAUACGGACGGCUCUAAAUGGAUCAAGCAGUACACGGGAAUCAACUCCAUCAGCAAGAAGGAGUUCACCAUCGACGUGGGCUACGAGCGCUUCCUCGGCCCCGAGAUCUUCUUCCACCCAGAGUUUGCCAACCCUGACUUCACCCAGCCCAUCUCAGAGGUUGUUGAUGAGGUCAUUCAGAACUGCCCUAUUGACGUCAGACGUCCCCUCUAUAAGAACAUCGUGCUCUCUGGAGGCUCCACUAUGUUCAGAGAUUUUGGCCGUCGUCUGCAGAGGGACCUGAAAAGGACAGUGGACGGCAGACUGAAACUCAGUGAGGAACUGAGCGGUGGCAAGUUGAAGCCCAAACCCAUCGACGUGCAAGUCAUCACUCACCACAUGCAGAGAUACGCUGUUUGGUUCGGCGGGUCCAUGUUGGCAUCAACUCCGGAAUUUUACCAAGUGUGCCACACCAAAAAAGACUAUGAGGAGAUAGGACCGAGCAUCUGCCGCCAUAACCCUGUCUUCGGGGUCAUGUCUUAAAAAGGACUUCCCUCAGUUAUCACUGGAGCUUGCAGUUGGAGCAGAAUGGAGUGGACGGACAGAGGCAGAGUGGCAUUACUGCACUAUGGUCGCUGCUUAAUGUAGCCUAUUUCCAGGGCUGCGGUUACAGACAAAAUACAGGAAGAGAAUGACAUAGAAAUAGAAUGACUAGAUUCUAUUCCUAUGGAGAAUGACUCAUUUAUCAACAGCAGACCAAACUAUCAGGCUGACAAACGGGGGUGAAUAUCUAUGUAAAAGAGAAGGAAAUGGUGUCUUAAAGCCAAAAGCAUUUUCAGAGCAAAUGUGUGGACACAAAAUAAUGUGCAAGAACAUGAUAAUAAAGUCAACUCAUGUAUGAUUAA